Phyllostomus hastatus (greater spear-nosed bat) is the source of this 569-nucleotide messenger RNA. RefSeq names its product ubiquitously expressed prefoldin like chaperone (gene UXT). The transcript is spliced from 7 exons. The record is from RefSeq and is a predicted model, not a curated record. Gene Ontology annotation, biological process: negative regulation of transcription by RNA polymerase II. Gene Ontology annotation, molecular function: transcription corepressor activity. NCBI's taxonomy places the organism in Eukaryota, Metazoa, Chordata, Mammalia, Chiroptera, Phyllostomidae. The coding region runs from base 56 to 529 and encodes 157 amino acids.
GAAGCCACGGUUCCUACCAACCGUUCUUACUGCUGGCGGCUCUAAGGAGCCCAUCAUGGCGACGCCCCCUAAACGGCGGGCUCUGGAUGCCACUGGGGAGAAAGUGCUGCGCUAUGAGACUUUCAUCUCUGACGUGCUGCAGCGGGACCUGCAAAAGGUACUAGAGCAUCGUGACAAGGUAUAUGAGCAGCUGUCCAAAUACCUUCAACUGAGAAAUGUCAUUGAGCGUCUCCAGGAAGCUAAGCACUCGGAAUUAAAUAUGCAGGUGGACUUGGGCUGUAACUUCUUUGUUGACACAGUGGUCCCGGACACUUCACGGAUCUACGUGGCCCUUGGAUAUGGUUUUUUCCUGGAGCUGACAUUGGCAGAAGCUCUCAAAUUUAUUGAUCGGAAGAGCAAUCUCCUCACAAAGCUCAGUGACAGCCUCACCAAGGACUCGAUGAAUAUCAAGGCCCAUAUCCACAUCUUGCUAGAGGGGCUUAGAGAACUACAAGGCCUGCAGAAUAUCCCAGAGGAGCCUCGCCAUUGACUUCUUCCCCCCUCUCCAGAUAUUAAAGAGCCUGAAAGCC